AGUACAUGAAGUUGCUGUGUGAAGGAUGGCGGUGACGGUAGCCCGCUUCACAAUUGCUUUUGUACAAUGUUGACUGGACUUUGGCAAUGUUGUGUCAUUGGGGAAUGAUGAAAUCCACAGAAAAGGAAAAGUGUGUUUGCUCGUGACGAGUGGGAGAGGAUGACUGAGAGCCCAGGGGAACACGAACCAAAAAGAAUUCCCGCCAGAUCUGUUACUGUGCGCAAGAAACCACCAGAGGGCACGUUCAAACUGCAUGUCAUCUUCUUAGAUGACAGUGAGAAGAUAUUUGAGGUGGAGCAAAGGAUCCUUGGAAAUGAUUUGUACAACAAAGUUUGUGGGCACUUGAAGCUGUUGGAAAAAGAAUAUUUUGGCCUUGAGUUCCGUCACCAAUGUGGCAGCUAUAUGUGGCUGGACUUGCUAAAGCCCCUGGCCAAGCAAGUAAAAAACACCAGAGAUCCUACAUUCCGCUUCAUAGUGAAGUUCUUCCCACCUGAUCCGGGUCAGCUACACAAAGACCUGACCAGGUACCUGUUUGCAUUGCAGAUUAAGCAGGACUUGUCCAAUGGGAGUCUUACAUGCAAUGAUAACAGCGCAGCUCUACUCGUCUCACAUUUACUACAGUCAGAGCUGGGGGACUACGAGGAGCAGCUGGAUAUUCAACACCUAGAGAGGAAGAAGUAUGUGCCCAACCAGGAGUGCCUCCACAAUAAGAUCCUGCGCUUCCACAAAAGACACAGGGGCCAGACUCCAGGCCAGGCAGACUGCCAGCUGCUGGAGGUGGCUCGCAAGCUGGAUAUGUACGGGAUCCGGCCGCAGGCUGCCAGUGAUGGAGAGGGAACCAAGAUCAACCUGGCCGUCACACACUCUGGAGUGUUAGUCUUCCAGGGUAAUACUAAGAUAAACACUUUCAGCUGGGCCUCAAUCCGCAAACUGAGCUUCAAAAGAAAACACUUUUUGAUAAAACUCCACGCCAAGAUUCUGCCUUCUCGUAAGGACACGGUAGAGCUUGCCAUGGCCACCCGUGAUGUUUGCAAGGCCUUUUGGAAGACGUGUGUGGAGUACCAUGCCUUCUUCCGUCUUCCCGAAGAGCCCAAGUCCAGACACAAGUCCCUCCUUUACAGUAAAGGCUCAUGCUUCCGAUACAGUGGUAGGACUCAGAAACAACUGCUGGACAGUGUCAGGAGAGAAGAGAGGAAGAACCUACCAUUUGAAAGGAAGUUCUGUAAAGCUCACUAUGACAACAGGCAGGUUAGGUCUUCACCUGACCUCCUCACUGAUGUCUCCAAACAGGUGUAUGAGCAGACCGGUGGCUUCCCGUAUGCCGCCUGGGCCCCGGGUGGGAAGCGCAGUCAGUCUGCUGUGGGGGAGCCCCGCCCCCAGCCCCUCCCCCAAGAGCCCAACACCUCCACCUUCGCCCAGUCCCGCUCCUCCUCUUUCUCUGGGGAUGUGGCCGAGCGAGGGCCCCCCCGGCGUCAGGUGCCCGAGGGCCACGGCGAAGGGCCCAACGCCAGGGCCAGACCGGGGCCUCAGAGAGGCCGACUGCUGGUCAACACCCAGCCAUUGGUCCUGCUCUACCCCACCCCCCACCAGUAUCCCUGCCCAUUCCUGUACCCCUGCCCAUGCCUGGAGCUCCACCCUGUCCUGCCCCUCUCUGCUCAGGCUUACAUGUCGGGCUGCUCCUCGUUCUCCCUGGACCAGGCUCCAGCACCGCUGCACCGGCCCCUCUACACACACCCCCGGCCCCUCCCCCGGUCCGCUCUCCUGGAUGAAUUCAUCCGCUCCUCCAGCUUCUCCGGCCCGUCCACAUUGUCUCCCUGCCUGCGGUGCCAUCGCCGUAACGGGCUCCCGCUUCCACCGGGCUUUAAUGCGGCUCCUGGCCUGUACACCGCUGCCCUGGCCGGCUUUGGGGCCACUUGGAGGGAGUCUGGCAGAGAGGAGAGCGCGGGCCACUUCAGCGACGACUCGAGCUACCAGGCCGGCCUGCCGAAGCGCUCCUGGAGCCAGUCUGAUACGAAGCCACUCCGGCCCCACACCAGCGCCCCGGCAGCAGAGUUCCGCCCUCUGGGUCAUUACCCCCACCUGUCGCGGCGACACUCGCCUGCACGACCGACCCACCUUCCGUUAAACACUUCCCCCAUGCCCGAGCGGACCGCUUCUGUGUGCCUCCUGGGGACCGGGAGUAGGACGGGGAGCGGAGAAUUCAGCCUCAGCGAUUCGGACUCGGAUGUCGUGUUCCCCUACCACUGCCCUGGGCUGGGGAGACUAGUGCGUUCCGGUCCCCUGGCUCGGAUGGGCAUUUCAUCUGGUAGUCUACAGCUGGACGAGGAAGAGGAAGACACCUUCAACCUAAGUGACCCCGAAGGCUCUGCCGCUUCUAAGCGGUCAUGAGCCACACACAGAGACCCAACUGAAGAGGCCACGCAUUCUGGACAGCAGCAGUCGAUUUUUGUCCGUCCCCACCAGAUGUGAUUAUGGCAAAAUAAUACCAAAAUAAAAUGUGACCAACAGUAAGGAUCUUGGUUUCCUUUCAAACUCUGGAUUCAUUUCUGGAGGGGUGAAAACAGAAGAUGAACGCAUUGUAGU
Messenger RNA from Esox lucius (northern pike), 2583 nucleotides. RefSeq names its product FERM domain containing 7 (gene frmd7). Lineage: Eukaryota; Metazoa; Chordata; Actinopteri; Esociformes; Esocidae. Gene Ontology annotation, molecular function: cytoskeletal protein binding; guanyl-nucleotide exchange factor activity. The record is from RefSeq and is a predicted model, not a curated record. The coding region runs from base 160 to 2388 and encodes 742 amino acids. The transcript is spliced from 13 exons. Gene Ontology annotation, cellular component: cytoskeleton.